AUGGCUCAUGAUCCUAUUUCUCCAAUUAACCUUGUCCCUUUUGACGAUGUUCAAGAGCUGAGAAAGGCUAAGCCAACAACAAUUCCUGAAAGAUUUGUUAGGGACAUGACAGAAAGACCAACACUAGGCACAGCUUCACCAUUUCCUGAUACUGUGCCCAUCAUUGAUUUAUCAAGGCUUGUCAAAGGCAACAACGAUGAAUACGAAAGUGAGAUGUUGCAGCUGACAAGAGCUUGCGAGGAGUGGGGAUUUUUUCAGGUGAUUAACCACGGGAUUGAUCUGAGUUUGCUGGAGAGCACUGAGAAGUUGGUCAAGGAUUUCUUCAUGCUGCCUUUAGAGGAGAAGCAGAAGUAUGCAAUAGUGCAAGGGGCUGUUCAGGGAUAUGGACAGGCCUUUGUAUUUUCGGAGGACCAAAAACUGGACUGGUGUAAUAUGUUUGCGCUUGGGUUUCGGCCCCACUCUAGAAGGAUCCCAAAACUAUGGCCAUCAAAGCCACCAAAGUUCAGUGAAACUAUAGAGCUCUAUUCAGUGGAAGUGAGGAAGCUGUGUAAGCAUCUACUUGAAUGUAUAGCCAUGACACUAAACUUGAGAGCAGAUUUUUUUGAAGAGAUGUUUGGGGUGGCUGUGCAAGGCUUAAGGAUGAACUAUUACCCACCAUGUGCAAGACCGGACCUUGUUUUAGGUCUUAGUCCUCAUUCAGAUGGAAGUGCCCUUACAGUGUUGCAGCAAGAGAGGGGUAGUCCAGUAGGGCUCCAAAUCCUUAAAGACAACAAAUGGGUGUCAAUUCAGCCUAUUCCAAAUGCAUUUGUCAUCAACGUUGGUGACACUUUAGAAGUCUUAACAAAUGGAAAAUACAAGAGUAUUGAACACAGAGCAGUGACUCACAAGGAAAAAGACAGACUCUCUAUUGCCACAUUUUAUGCCCCUAGCUAUGAAACAGAGCUUGGACCAAUUCCAGAACUGGUGGAUGAGAACAACCCAUGCAAGUAUAGGACAUACAAUCAUGGAGAGUACAGUAAGCACUAUCUAACUAACAAGUUGCAAGGCAAGAAAACCCUGGAUUUUACUAAAGUUGAAAGCAAGAAACCCACUUAA
This is a messenger RNA of Dovyalis caffra, 1095 nucleotides long. The record is from the annotation of a GenBank genome assembly. Lineage: Eukaryota; Viridiplantae; Streptophyta; Magnoliopsida; Malpighiales; Salicaceae.